AACCUUAGAACUGGACAGAGAGAUAGAAGGAUCUACCUUACAAUGUUUUGCACGAGUUCGCUGUAUUUGUCUCGUAUAUAUGUUUAUUACAAUUUCUAGCUGCUCUUUUUCUGCAUGACUUCUGAUUAAGUACAAGUCUGGAAAAGUUGUGACGUGGACCAUUUACAUGAGAUGAUUUAGUGAUUUUUGUCAAUCUUUCCAUUUUAAAGAAGCUGCUGCAAGGGAGACGCUGGAGCAAGUUAUGGCAGAUGCUCUAGCUAAAUCUGGUUCUCAUCGAUCAGCUGUCCGGGCUGUUUGUCUAGCCGUGGCUGGUGUUAACCAUCCAACUGAUCAGCAGAGAAUAGUAAAUUGGCUCAGGGAGAUAUUCCCGAGCUAUGUUAGGCUCUAUGUUCAAAAUGAUGCCGUUGCAGCUCUGGCGAGUGGAACCCUGGGAAAACUUCAUGGAUGUGUUUUAAUUGCCGGUACUGGCACCAUCGCUUAUGGAUUUACAGAAGAUGGAAGAGAAGCUCGGGCUGCUGAUGCAGGACCGAUCUUAGGCGAUUGGGGAAGUGGUUAUGGAAUAGCUGCACAGGCAUUAACGGCAAUAAUUAGGGCUUAUGAUGGUCGUGGGCCCGAAACAAAUCUGACUUCCAGCAUAUUAGAGAAGCUUGGCCUUUCCUCCCCUGAUGAAUUAAUUGGGUGGACCUACGCAGAUCCAUCUUGGGCUUGCACUGCGGCACUUGUCCCUGUCGUGGUGUCUUGUGCAGAGGCAGGGGAUGAAGUCGCUAACAAGAUUUUGUUUGAAUCUGUCCAAGAGUUGGCUUUAAGUGUGAAAGCUGCUGUUGAAAGACUUCAUCUGUGUGGAGAAGAUGGAAAAGAUUCUUUCCCCCUUGUCAUGGUGGGUGGUGUUCUUGAAGCGAAGAAGAGGGGGGAUAUUGGCAAAGAAAUCAUGAACUGCAUCUCCAAGGAGUACCCUGGGGCAUUUCCUAUCAGGCCGAAGGUGAAGCCUGCGGUUGGGGCAGCAUUGCUGGCUCGGAAUUGUUACAUGAAAGAAUUCUGCAAGGUGCUAUAGAAGUCCCAUUCUUGAAGAUUCGCUAGAGUCGAUCCAAUUGUACAGUAGGAUAACAAUGAAGUUUUCUAGCGAUGGCAAAACAUAAACACCAUCAGACAGAGGAAGCAACAGUCUGAAACGAAAACCGGUCCAAGUCUGGCGAAAGGGUUCAUGUUCUUUUAGCCACAGACAAAUAGGUUCUCUCUCCAUUCUUCUCUCUCUCUCUCUCUCUCUCUCUCUCUCUCUCUCUUUCUCUCUCUCUCUCUUUCUCUCUGAGGUUAUUUUCUUCAGCAGAUAGUUUUUCACUUCUUGGGUGAAAGAUGCUGCAACGCUACUGUGAAUCCAUGAAUGGUGAAAUGAGUCCGUGUGCUUGUAUUUCUUUUUCCAUCGAUGAUUAGUUUCAAUGCAUAUAAGCAUC
Syzygium oleosum is the source of this 1448-nucleotide messenger RNA. RefSeq lists its product as uncharacterized. Lineage: Eukaryota; Viridiplantae; Streptophyta; Magnoliopsida; Myrtales; Myrtaceae. The transcript has 6 exons. Bases 242 to 1051 code for a protein of 269 amino acids. The record is from RefSeq and is a predicted model, not a curated record.